AUGGAGACGCCACAAAUGAAUGCUAUACAGGAGGAGGACAAUUUGUCCCCAGAAAUUGCUUUCCAAACUCCUAAAUUGAAUGAUUCCGAUGCUUCGUCAUUUUCAUUGUCCAAUAUGACUGCUGUUGGAAACCAAGACGGCGUUCCAUCACAAAACAGGGGACUCUUUGCAUCACCCAGGCCCAGUUCGCUAUUCUAUUCUGCCAAAGAAGGUAACAAUUCCAGUUCUAGUAUCAUUUACAACCCUUCCUUCACUUUUGGUGAGAACGCUUCUAGUAACAGUAAUGCUAAUGAAGCUGUUGUACUAAAGGGGAAAAGCAAUGAAAGUCGAAGGCAAUCACUCAAAUAUAUACCGGGAUCAAAGUUAGUGCCGCCUCCUCCUAGAACAAGAUCGCCAGUAAGAGGUAUUUCUCCGGACGCUGGCAACGGCAAAAGAUCAUCUAUAACCUUGGAUUCUCCUUUUAAUUUUACAGCAUCUACGUUACAACCGCAUCAGCAGACACCGCCCUCUUCAGCUGCAUCAAGGACUUCGUUCCGUAAGGGUCAUCGUUAUAAGCAUUCCUCUGUGUCCAUGAAUUUUUUCCAAGAACCUGAAGUAAAAAUCCCUUUAAACAUUGCUAAAUCACUUCCCAUUCCAGAUUUAAAUGAUUUAGUGUCAAAUUUACCAUGGCCGAAGGCUCACAUUCAGUUAUCUAUUGCUGCUUUACAGAUUUUGGCAUGCCUAAUCACUUUUCAAAUAGGGCACUUAUAUUCGUGGAGUAAUUUUAUCACACUAUCGCAUUUCAUUACUUACGAUAUUAUCGGGUCUUUAGUAAUCAUUUUUGUGGAGAAUCUGUCUCAAUUCCAGGUUUGGUUCACGGGCACAAUCACAUUUCCCUUCGGACUAAAUAGAAUAGACGUCCUACUAAGCUUUGCACUUGCCGUUUCAUUAUGCUUUGUAGGGCUAGACCUUUUAUUCCAUAUUAUUGAAGAACUCAUAGUUCUCUUUGUAGAAUCAGGUAACGCAUUGACAAAUAUCCACGAUCACGAUGAAAUUAACGAGCAAAUUCCCCAUUCCCAUGUUGCUAGUGCUAAUGAUUCCCAGAACGAAAAUAUUACUUUGUGGUAUGGUAUUCUUCUGAUCAAUCUCGUACUAUCGACAUUAUCACUUUAUAAGACGUUUUACGCUAACAAAUAUAGCAAUUUAAAGACGAAGAAUCCAAUAAUCACUAUCACUUACACAGCAUAUUUGUUCACUUAUCCCUUAUUAUUGGACUUUUUAUCAAGUAUAUCCGAUUAUCUGGCUACUUUGAUAAUUUCAAUUUUAAUUCUAUGGCAUGGGCUAACUAUAGCUCGGUGGACUUCAACGGUACUACUAAUGGGCUUUUCCACCACAUCUUUGUCCGAUUCAGCCUUAUUCAAUAACAAUUCCAGCGCUGAUGCGACUACCCAUACUCAACAGGUUGAGUCUAAAUCAAGUAAAGUAAAUCCACCUGUACGUCCAAGAUCAAUGAGCUCACUACCAAUAGCCACGAUGAAUACAAAGACGGUCAAAACAGCGUUCAUAAAUCCUACCACUUCCACUGAAAAUCCAACAACUAUAAAAAACAUGAUCAAGGACCAAAUCGAGAGAUUGAGUGAGUUCAAAUCCAGAUACAUUUUGAAUUACGAUGAUAUAGUAAUAAGCAAAGUGAAUUUCACGCUUUAUGUGGUAUUAAUUAAGAUAACCAUGAAAGGCGGAUCCAACGAUGACGAGCUGAUUUUAAGGUUAGCAAUCGAUAGGUGCAUUCAGACGAGCAUUCCAUCGUGUGAAACCACAAUAGAUAUAGACCGAAUAUAA
Messenger RNA from Saccharomyces mikatae IFO 1815, 1818 nucleotides. It is a transcript of the gene ZRG17, whose product is annotated as Zn(2+) transporter ZRG17. The record is from RefSeq and is a predicted model, not a curated record. The coding region runs from base 1 to 1818 and encodes 605 amino acids. NCBI's taxonomy places the organism in Eukaryota, Fungi, Ascomycota, Saccharomycetes, Saccharomycetales, Saccharomycetaceae. The transcript has a single exon.